Rotaria socialis is the source of this 1020-nucleotide messenger RNA. The record is from the annotation of a GenBank genome assembly. Lineage: Eukaryota; Metazoa; Rotifera; Eurotatoria; Philodinida; Philodinidae.
AUGUCGGCAACUGCCGAUAUUAGUAAUACUAAUUUUACGACUAUUUCAAAUAAAACAACCGAACGACUUGUACGAAACAUACCAUUAUUGAUGAAUCAAAGCAGAAGUCCUAUGCCUCUUCAACGGCAAGAAAUCAAGGAACGUUUAGAUUCUGGAUCACAAAAUAAGACAAUCGUCGAUUUAGAUGAGAUCAUAGAAAAAUGGGUAUGGAAAAUGUGGGAGUUAUCCAAGCGAAGUCGUGAAGAUUCAAAAUAUCGUCGUGAAGAACUUGAUAUAAAAUUGAAUUGGAAACGUGUAAAUUUUUGGCAAUCUGACGCUGUAUUCACACGUCCAACACAAUUACGAAUGCCCAAAUCUCAAAUAUUAUUUAAAACUCAUUUUUCAAACAAUACUGAUCGUGAACAGGAGUAUUCAUUACAUGCUCAGCGUUCAACAACAACAACAUUAAAUUUCACAUUUACGCGCGGCUUUACUAAAGAAAAAGAAGGUUGUGUAAAAUUAAAAUUGCCAAAUGAAGUGUUAGAAGUUGGUGGCGGUCUUCGACAUGAACAACGUGUUGACUAUGGAAGAGACUCAACGUUUGAAACACAAAUGACAUGGUCAGCUGACUCAGCUAUUCGUGUAGCGCCACAAUCAAGAGCAAAUGCUGAAUUAUGCAUAACUGAAGAAGAAUAUGGAGCUGAUUUUUCAGUUGAAGUGCGUUUUAGUGGUCGAAUAUCAGCAAUGAUUAGUACACGAAAUAAUACGGGAGGUUAUUAUAAAUAUAUGGAAGGCGAUUUAGCAACCAUAUUUUCCGAUGCAUUACGUUCAGGCAAUAGUGGAGCCAGUGGCGGUCAAUUUGAAGUACAUGAACCAACACAAACAGUUCGAACAGUUAUGUUAGGUAAAUGUGCAUUUCGAUAUGGCAUUGAACAACAUGUUCAUGUUGAACAAGGAAAAUUAGCUGAUUUAUCAUCAAAUGUAACUAACGAACCACCACCAAGAUAUCGACCAGUGUUUGUGUCACAUGAAAAUCAUUGA